Aspergillus uvarum CBS 121591 is the source of this 1632-nucleotide messenger RNA. Its product is annotated as flavin monoamine oxidase family protein. Gene Ontology annotation, molecular function: oxidoreductase activity. NCBI's taxonomy places the organism in Eukaryota, Fungi, Ascomycota, Eurotiomycetes, Eurotiales, Aspergillaceae. The record is from RefSeq and is a predicted model, not a curated record. The transcript is spliced from 6 exons. The coding region runs from base 1 to 1632 and encodes 543 amino acids.
AUGUUUCACUCAGCAACCCGAACACUCAAGACCCAGGAUGGCUACACCUGGACUCACGCAACUGGGGUAAAAAAAGGCAACCUCCGUUGCAGAGGGGUCAUCAAGCCCAACAACAACCGCACCGCCCCGGCAGCAGGUCAUCUCUACGAAGUAAUUGUCGUUGGGGUGGGCUAUGCAGGUCUAAUCGCCGCCCGCGAUCUGGGAGAGCAGGAUGAAAUUCUAGGUCGAUCUGUGCUGCUGCUAGAAGCGCGUGAUCGUAUUGGUGGGCGGACUUAUACAGUCGAGGAAGAUGGUCUCCUCUACGAAAUGGGCGGAACCUGGGUGACCCAUCACAUGGCCUACCUCUUCAAGGAGAUGAUCCGCUACAAGAUGGACCGCGAUCUCACACUGACCCACAGCCGGGAGCACGAGAAUGACUACUACACCAUGAACGUGCCCGGCGCCAUGCCGCGCAAGGUCACCCACGAAGAGAGCGGCGAGAUCGUCUCCUGGGCGUGGGACCUGUUGGUCAAUGUCGACGGCCAGAACUGCUGCCGCGUCUGCCCACUUCCACACGCUCAGUUGGGCAACAUCCUCGUGCAACGGGAGGAGGUCGAUCGACUGGACCGACAUCUGCUGACGGCUGAGGAAGCGGGGAUGCUCGUCGCCCUCCUGCUGCACAUCUCCGGCGGCAGCCUAGACAACUCGAGUCUGUGGGAUAUGAUCCGCUCGCAUGUGCUCACGUCGUACAGCUCGGAGAACUUCGCGCCGAUUUGGACGACCUUCAAGCUGCGCGAGGGCCACUCCGAGCUGGUGCGACGGAUGUUCGACGAUGCAGUCGACCACGGGCUGCAGUACUGCUUCCGUACGGCGGUGCGGACAAUCGCUGACCGUGGCAAUUCGGGGCAAGUCACCACGGCAUCGGGCACAAUUUAUCAGGCUCGUCGACUCAUCAGCACGAUUCCCCUCAAUGUGCUCCGGCAUAUCGAGUUUAGCCCCCCGCUCUCUCCUAUUCGCCAGGAAGCGAUCAAUCUCGGGCACGUCAACUUCAUGACCAGGGUCCACGCCGAGGUAGCUGGCCCGGGGCUAGCCUCGUGGAACGGCAUGCGGUUUCCGAUUUUGUUGAUGUUUGGGUACGGGGACGGGCUCACAGAGAGAGGAAAUACCCAUAUCGUGGGGUUCGGGAAGGAUGAGCGGGGCGAGUAUAUCCCGGAGCGUGAUCCAGAGAAGACGAUUGUUGCUUUCCAGAAGCUGCAUCCAAUGGAGGUGAAGAAGAUGGUCUUUUAUAACUGGUGUACCGAUCCGUGGUCUCAGGGUGGCCCCGCCUGGUGGCGUCCGCAGUACAUGUCCAAAUAUCAGGAUGAACUACAGUCUCGCCACGGCAACGUGUUCUUUGCCUCAGCAGACUGGGCGCAUGGAUGGAGAGCGGCGCUUGAUGGGGCCUUGGAGCAGGGCUCGUUGGCCACGCAGGAGGCGGGGAAGGAGGACAUUAGACUUGACUGGAUCAGCAGGUCAACACGGCUUGUCAAGGUCUAUUUCCAUUCCAGUAAGAUGGCUCCACGUCCGUUCUUUGAUCUGAUGAAUGCUCUGACAGCGCUCAAUGUCGAUAAGUUCAAGUCAUUCGAUGUCAUCACCACGCACUACAAACAGUAG